AAUCUAAAAUAUUGAAAAAGUUUAAACCGAUUAUACCACUCAAAAAACGUUAAAAACUGUAUUUUAAUAUUUAAACCGGUUUUGUAUCUUCGACAUUUUCUACAAACUGAGUAAUUUGUCAUUUAUUUAUUACCUCGAAUACAUCUAAUUUCGCUAUGAACAAUCCGUAUCUUUCAAGAAACGAUAAUAUCAUCAUUCCAUUAAAUAAAAGCCCUUUCUUAAUGGGUCGAAGCCUCUCGUGCGACUACGUGUUGCCAUACAAAGAAGUAUCGAGGAAGCAUUGCCAAUUAGAAAAAAGAGAAAGCUGCUGGUACCUGAAGAAUAUUAGUAUUAAUGGCACGUACCUUAACGAAGGUCUCAUCGCUGAGAAUGUAGCCGUUCCGAUUAAAGAUAACGACGUCAUCAGAUAUCCCAGCCCCAUUGAGUUAAAAUACACGUUUAAAUCGAAUGAAUUUGAUGGUAUUACAGAUGAAGAGCUCAGUCGCACAUACGAUAAUAUGUUACAGAAUUUGAACAAUGAUGUGGGUAGUGUUCAAGAAAAUAGAGUAAACGGACAGACCUAUGCCAAUGCUGCACCUUUGGCUGUUGAUGACGUGAUAGAUUUAACAGAAGAUAGUGUAGUCGAAGUACGGGAGCCCAGGUCAUCGAUAAUUACACUUAAUGAUAGCUGUACGAUAGUUCCUAAACCUACGGUAGAGUCUGUUAAUUGUCAACCCAGCACAUCGGCUGCACCGUGUAAUAAAACUAGAGCUAAUGUAAAUUCGGAAAUGAUGGAUGAAGAACUGAAAUGUACGAUUUGUGCGGAAAUCUUUAUAAAGGCGAUGACGUUGAAUUGCUCGCACACUUUUUGCCAAUUUUGCAUUUACAUGUGGAGUACGAAAAACAAUACCUGCCCGGUUUGUCGGGUGCCCAUUAAGACCAUGACACCUACGUUACUCAUUGAUAAUAUUGUAGAAAAAGUCGUUGAAACUUUACCUCAAGAAGAAAAGGAUGCGAGAAAGAGUAUAAUAGAUCAAAGGAAUUCAAUGAAUCUAAAGAAACCAAAAGCAUGUAAAAAUAUUACUAAUGUAGUCUACGUGAGUAACGGCCUGGUAACUCAGUCCGGGGGUCAUCGAGGACUAGCCGUAGCCGUUCAAGUAAAUCCUUACAUAGAGAGAAACACCUGCCAUUUUUGCCGGGCGUUCGGCCGUCACACGAGAAACUGUCCCUACCAUUUCAGCAGCCCUUCAAACGGAUGCUGACGGUAAUUAUUGGAAACCAUCACACAAAUUUAUGUCGUUCAAAUGCUCUAUGCAGUGACACAUUGAUAGUAAAUUGUCGCAUCGGUGUUCUCAUUGUGCUCAAUGUUUGCUGUAUUGGGAAUUUAAAUUUUUUGUUCUACUUAUUUUCAUUAAAUUGUAAUUUUUCAAUGUA
Phyllotreta striolata is the source of this 1413-nucleotide messenger RNA. The record is from the annotation of a GenBank genome assembly. NCBI's taxonomy places the organism in Eukaryota, Metazoa, Arthropoda, Insecta, Coleoptera, Chrysomelidae.